Messenger RNA from Anthostomella pinea, 456 nucleotides. The record is from the annotation of a GenBank genome assembly. Lineage: Eukaryota; Fungi; Ascomycota; Sordariomycetes; Xylariales; Xylariaceae.
AUGCUCGACGUAAGCGUAGCCGGCGGCAUCAAAGCGGGCACCAGCCCUCUCGACACCAUCAUCGCCGAAGCCGGCGAGGAAGCCUCCCUGCCGCCCAGUCUAGUCCGCAAAAACAUACUCUCCGCCGGCGUCCUCACCUACGUCAGCGCCACGGGCGCUGAGUUCCCCGGCGAGCAGGGCCUCGUCGUGCCGGACCUGAUCUACGCGUACGACAUGGAGCUGCCCGCGGACGUCAUACCAAAACCCCACGAUGACGAGGUGAAAGGAUUUGCGCUGAUGAGCGUGCCGGAGGUGCAGCGCGCGCUGCUGGGGCGCGAGUUCAAGCCCGAUGCUGCGGCUGUGCUGGUGGAUUUCCUUGUGAGGCAUGGUGUUAUUACGGCGGAGAAUGAACCCCGUCUUGCGGAGAUUACGAUGCAUUUGCAUCGCAGGCUGCCCUUUAGGACGGCGCCGCCAUAG